This is a messenger RNA of Letharia columbiana, 540 nucleotides long. RefSeq lists its product as uncharacterized. The transcript has a single exon. The record is from RefSeq and is a predicted model, not a curated record. NCBI's taxonomy places the organism in Eukaryota, Fungi, Ascomycota, Lecanoromycetes, Lecanorales, Parmeliaceae. Bases 1 to 540 code for a protein of 179 amino acids.
AUGUGGCCAUUAUGGUCUCCGCACCUUCUGCUACUGACCUUCCUCUCCCUCACCUCCCUCACGUCCUGCCAUCCCCGCCCCCGCGACGAUACCGCAACCAACCCUUCUUCUUCCAUCCCCUCGACAUCCGCCCACAACGACGGCCACACGGCCCCCAGCCUCGCCCGCCGCGGCAUCGGCUUCCGCGACUUCCUCGACAUCGGCGGCGGUUGGAACCUGUACUACAGCGCCUGGCCCGCCGUCGCCCUCCCCGUCCAGCCCGCCGCCUGGGCCCUCGCGAACCUCUACACUUCCAUCCUCAUCCAGGCCCGCGGCAAAUGGACCGCGUCCCCGCCGCGGCACAGCUUCACCGUCACGUACGGCGGCAUCAGGAUCCUGAUGCACUGUCCGCAGAAACCCAUCCCUUGGCUCUUCGUGGGGAAUUUCGCGGAGAAGUUGUUGCAGAUUACGGAGGCUGGGUGGGUAGGGGUAUAUGAGGUCAUGUUGAGUCAGGCGGAGACGGAGGUUGGUAUUAGGGUGCAGUUGACGAUGGUUAGUUAG